Molecule: messenger RNA, 1186 nt
Organism: Trematomus bernacchii (emerald rockcod)
Lineage: Eukaryota; Metazoa; Chordata; Actinopteri; Perciformes; Nototheniidae
Product: GTPase IMAP family member 9-like
Exons: 3
Coding region: 26-1186 (386 amino acids)
Molecular function (GO): GTP binding
Source: RefSeq, a predicted model, not a curated record
CCAGCUCCUCCCUCCAUCACCAACUAUGGCCAGCAAACAUGCCCACAAUGCCCACCGAUCAGAAUCGAACACGUACAAUAACGAGGUACUCCGGAUUGUGAUGGUGGGGAAGACCGGUGUUGGGAAGAGCGCCACAGGAAACACCAUUCUGGGAAAAAAGUCCUUUGAAUCAAAGUUCUCUGCUAAAUCCAUGACUGUAAACUGUUCUAAUGCCGUUAGUGAAGUUGAUGGACAAAUAGUUAAGGUUAUUGACACUCCUGGUCUGUUUGACACCAAGAUUGAAGAAGAGGAGACCAGAAAGAACGUUGCACAGAGCAUUGGUUAUGCUUCUCCUGGACCCCAUAUCUUCCUGGUCGUCAUCAGACUGGGCAGAUUCACAGAGGAAGAAAAACAGACAGUGCAGAAGAUUCAGGAAAUCUUUGGAGAGGAAGCAGACAGAUACAGCAUGGUCCUCUUUACCCACGGUGACCUGCUCGAAGACCAACCUAUUGAAGAGUUCUUGAAGGAAAGCAAAGAGCUGCAGGAACUUGUGGCCAGAUGUAACGACCACUACCACGUCUUCAAUAAUAAGUUGAAGGAUCGUUCUCAGGUCAGAGAGCUGCUCGACAAGAUCAGAAAUAUAGCAGAUAAGAACGGAGGAAACCAUUACACCAGUUCAAUGUUCCAGGAGGCAGAGAGGGAGCUAGAAGAGGAAAAACAGAGAAUCCUUAAAGAGAGAGAAGAAGAAAUACGCAAACGGGAAGAGGAAUUUGAAAAAAAAAUAGAGGAAAAGUAUGAGAAACAAUUCCAACAAAUCAAAGAGGAUAAUGAGAGGAUAGAAAGGCAGUUGAAAGCUCGUAAAAGUGAAAUGGAGGAGGAGAUGAGGAAAAUUAGAGAAGAUCAUGCAAGCCUAAAAGCAGCUAACAAAAAAGAAUUGGAGGAGGGGAUGAGGAGAAUAAGAGAAGAGGAGGCAAGGCUGAGAGAAGCUAACAAAAUAGAAAUGGUGGAGGAGAUGAGGAGAAUGACAGUAAAAGAUGAAAGCCUAAAAGCAGCUGGCAAAAAAGAAAUGAAGGCGGAGAAGAGGAGAAUAAGAGAAGAGGAGGAGAAGAGGGCCAGGAAGGAUGCUGAGGAGAGCCCUUCAAUAAUUGAUGGGAUUUGUUCCAUUGCGAAAGCAGCUCAAAUUGACCCGAGCCAGGAUAGCGGCUAA